AUGGCUACUGUCUUGAGAGUCAGACGAAAGCGUUCCAGUGAUCCAAGUGAAGCUCUCAUCUUUUCUUGUAAGAAGGCCCGUACUUCUGGAGAUGGCAGCGGGAAAGGGAGUGCCACUGCUGCCGGAGCUGCGGGCGGUGGGGCAGACAUCAAGACGGUGUUCAAGUUCGCUGGAACUGUUGAUAAAAAGGAAGAGCAAGGGGGAGAAGGGGGAGAAGAUGGAGAGAGGAGAAAGAAGAAAGAGGGGAAGAAGAGGAGAGAGGGGAAGAAGAGGAAAGAGGGGAGAAAAAAAGGGAGGGGGAGCUUAAGAGGUAGAGAGGCCUUUGGAAGUACUUGUCAAGCAUUAGGCAACAUUUGCUUUAGAAGUGCUCAUUGUUUUAUUGUUUUAUUAUAUUUCCACUUUAUACAGGACCAACCCAUUUCACAGAGGAUACAGGCAGCGCUCAGUACAGUCCAUCUCUACGCCAACCUUGAACCCCCGAAACCCCAGGCCAAGCCCAAACCCACAUCAACCUCCACAUCAUCGUCGUCGUCAUCGUCCUCAUCCAAGAAAUCAAAGAAGAGCAAAUCAAAGUCAAAGUCAAAAUCCAAACAGGACACUAAGAGCAAAAGUCGAGCGUCCCAGCUCGCUUCUCAGCAAGAGGGAAGGUUCCAGAUUGUAUCAACGUACAGGGGAGUCAAUCUGAAAGAACUUGAUGGGCAAAGAGCCCCCUCUAGUGUCAGUAAUGGUGUCAGUCGGAAUAAAGGAGGAGCCAAGGACGAGCUUUUCAGUCUAUUUGAUGCUGUCAUAGAUGAAGAGGCUUCAAGUAGUUACCAGAGGCAAUCCUCCAAAACGGACUCCAUCACAUGUAACUCGGUGCAGAUGAUUCGAGAGAAGCUUGUCAUCGACGAUGGUCCCGCCAGCGAGUACGUCUACGAUCUCUACUAUACGGAUGAUAAUCAGCUUGACUUUGGCCAGACUGUUGUCACUGGGGUCCAGCUGGAGGAUGAGGAGCUAGUACAUGAUUUCUUUGAUGAAGGAUCCCACGAGACCUAUGAUGACGAGGACGAUAGCAACGAUGAGAACAACUGGAGGAAUGAUUACCCAGAUGAGGAUCCUGAUAAACGACAUGAAGAUCUGUUUGACGAGUACAAGGAUGAGUAUCGAUACGGCGACGUCUCCAGCGACGAUGAUAUCCUCAACGACUACAGCGACUACAGGAAACGGCCUGCCAAGAACCUGGACUACUUUGGAGGCCGGGAUCCACUUGAUGAUCUAAUGUGAUUGGCUAGUUACAAGCCAAUCACAUGGUCUGUUUCGUUGUUGUUGUUUUUUUCCUUCAAGUAUUUUUUUUCUCACUAUUGUGGGUGUUUCCGGCAGCCUCUUGACCUAUCAUGUGUGAUGUACGUGGGAGGAUAUGUGUAUUACUACAGUACACACAUGUAUAAAUCAGUUUGUGUACAAGAUAUACCAUUCAUUCACAUCUUGUAGGUGUUGAAGAAAAUUAUUUUUGGUGAUGGAAGAAAGUAAUUGCGAUCAAUUGCAAAUUUCUGUUGUUGCGAGUUUACAAUUGAUAUAUCAAUGUUUUCUGUAGCAAAUUAGUUUACACUCUGUUUCAAGAAGAAAAUCAGCAAUCCGUUGUGAAUUUGCAAUUAAUUGCAAGACAUACGAUCGAUUUGGGCACCCCAAGUAAAUUUGCGAUUGGUUGUAAGGUUCUUGCAUUGCUCCAUCAUAAGUCUGCAUUUAAAAAACAUUAGAAUAGAUUUUUAAUCUCUCAGACUUAAUGUUUAAAUCCUUAAAACAUUCCUUCUGCAUGAAAUUACUUUCUAUCAUCUUCAAAGAUCUUCUGCUGGCUGAUAUAAAAACCUAAGUAGCUUUCAUUUAAACGAAGCGCUCAGCAGAUUGAGUUGUGUAGAAAUUGAGUAGCUUUUAGAGAAAGAUUAAACAUACACCUAAACAUGUAGAGAUUAAAUUCGGUUUCGAUAGAUUACAUUUGCCAUUAACUCUGGGAUUGUUAAUGGGAAAUAAGUGACUGACUGAAUUAAUAAGUAAGCGGAGAAGAAAAGCACUCAUAUGGAUGCGUUUGUGACAUAGAAGAGAGAUUGAAAGAGACCAAGGAACAGUGUCGUGUUGAAAAAAAAACAAUGGAAAGGGCAAUUUCAUUUUUUACAUAAAUUAGAGGACAACAUAGUAUUUUUCGAUUGAUUACUCUGAAACAGUUUUUUUUCUCCCAUAAUGCAAUGCCCUUGGUCUGUGCAUUUUUAUAUCAUGGCUGUGCUGCAAUUGAAAACCUUGUCUGUUAUUUCUUUAUCGUAGUAAAUCUAAGAGAGUGUCCAGAGAAUUUUAUGACAGAAUUUGGGUUAAAAGGUGCAAUUCGUAGGAGAAAAGGUGUUAUUUUUGUAUUGUUAUACAGUGGCUUAUUUGUAAAAUUUUGUAUUUGUGAUAAAACCUGUACCCAUUCUUUUUUUCCCCCUCUCUCAUUUCAGACUAUCUUUUGAAUGUUGUGAUUGUUUGCGUCUUAAGGCAGCCAUUUUACAAAUGUUCUCAAUUAAGAAUUUUUCAAAAUAUGUGUGUGCAUAUGUACAUUGCUCUGUAUAUUUUCAAAAAAUACUAAACUUUUUUUCUAUACUCGCUUUAUUUUUUGAUCAAAAUGAUUUUCCAUUUAAGUGGAAACUGUUAUCGCAUAUCAUUAUAUGACAAGAUAUAAAGUAUAAAAUCACUAGUUCUAUAUCCGUAGGGGCUGAGUAUUGCAUAGAAAUGACUGUGUAGUUUAAAUUGGAAAUUGAUUACAGCCCUCCACUACUUAGGUCGGACCCCUCAAGCUCUAGUGGAGCUCAAACUUCUUUGAGUGCUGUGCUAGCACUCCUUUUUGCAAGUAGAGAAAGAAAAAAAAUUUAAAGAGAAAUACUAUAUAGAGUACAAGCAGAUCCCAAAUAAAUUGCAAGUUAACAGUAUUUUUGAGCCUGCUAAAAAACUUGCAAUGGUAAAAGUAAACUCACAGGCAUUUUUCAUGUCGAUCGCGCAUUCUUAGGGCAACAUACCUUGUAAUUGAAUUAAUGAGUCAUUUUGUUUUAAGCAUAAUUUGCUUUGCCGGACCAUCAGUACUAAAACAACAAAAGGGAAACAAAAAAAUUCCCACGCCGCACUGAGUAUAAAAAAGUGUAUAUUGUCUGAGUGUGUGUGUUCCUUUGCCAGAGUUUUAUUAGAAAUUUAUUUUUAUUUGAAUUCUGCCCAUUUGGUUUCAAAAUCGGUUAUUAUAUGGUUGAACAAUAAGUACUUAGCUAUUUCAAACUUACUAGCAGGCAAGAUCUACAUUUAUCAAAAUUAAAAAUCAGUUUAGUCAAAUUUGAAAUAAUUUUUUAGAAAAAUUUGUUUUUUCUUGCCUGAUUUGUAAUUAAAUAUUGCGCCAGACAAAAAUGAAACAAGAUUUAGUUCCCAACUACAGCACUAAAUAUUCCAUUGUCAUAUCGUUAUUUGUAAUGUUUGUACUACUGGGUCUUGCCCUAUAAAAAUAAAAUAAAGUACUUCAAAAGUACUUUAUACCUGCAUGAAGUAUGCCUUUAUGGAGGAAAAUGUACAUAUCCAGCUUCUGGAGAUUAGUUUUGUAUUCAAUAUGAUAUUGUGAAGUUUAUUGCAUAGUCAAGAAGAAAGCAAUGUAUUCUUCGGGGUGUUUGAACCCGAUGAUGCAUCUAUCUAAACAAAAAUUGUCUACUCUUAGUUUUUACCAGGAGGUUUUAGGAUUUAACGUUCUAAUGAUGAGUUUCGUAACAAAUGAUGUGCAUUUGACAAAUUUGUCCAUCAGCGGUCAUUCCUAAUUAUGACUUUCAGUCAAUAUUAUGAUGUAUUGUGAUCAUUUUAAUAGCGUACGAUCUCUAUUUCGGUAAGGGCAAGGACUUUCUGGCAUUGACGUCACAUGCAUCAGUAAAGUCACAUGAUCAUGCAUACCCUUUUUUUUUAGCUUAGCAUGCAUGAGAACUGCAAAAAAUAUACUAGUUUUUCUUUCAUUUUUAAACUCAAUUUAGAGGAUUUCUGACAAAUUCAAGGCUGGAAUAUUGAUAAAGAGAGGUGUUUUGAUGUUUUCAAAUAGGUGGGUUAAGGGGACCCCUUAAUUCUUCUUUUCCUUGUCCUUUAUUUGAUUUUUUUUUCGGGGGGUCACUUUAUUAAAAUGCAAAGUAAUGGUGUCCUACCAGUUUGGGAAUAAUGCUAUGUUUGCUAAAUUAAAAUACAGUCCUGUUUUUAUAUACAUUUAACAAAUGAGCAGAAAUAAGAUACGAUUUAGCAUUGAUCUCUAUUCUGAGCUUGUCUAAUUGCAAUUUCUAUCUAUUUUCCCAAGAAAUAUUAUUUCAUAGAAUGGGAGAUCAUGGCAUUUUUUUCGUAUAAUAGUACAGUUGCAACUUUUUUCUUUACUUUUGCUAGUGUUUAAUCAAUGAAAUAGAGUAACUUAAGUUUGAAGAAUAUCAAAGAAAAAGGAGUUUCUUUAUCUAUGAAAUCACCAGGUAUGAUUUAUUGUAAUG
Lytechinus pictus (painted urchin) is the source of this 4493-nucleotide messenger RNA. RefSeq lists its product as uncharacterized. The transcript is spliced from 6 exons. Gene Ontology annotation, biological process: developmental process. The record is from RefSeq and is a predicted model, not a curated record. The coding region runs from base 1 to 1263 and encodes 420 amino acids. Lineage: Eukaryota; Metazoa; Echinodermata; Echinoidea; Temnopleuroida; Toxopneustidae.